Molecule: messenger RNA, 398 nt
Organism: Geodia barretti
Lineage: Eukaryota; Metazoa; Porifera; Demospongiae; Tetractinellida; Geodiidae
Source: the annotation of a GenBank genome assembly
AUCUCACUUCUCGAACGUCUGUUCGUCCCAGAAAGGAUACCAUCUACCCAACGGGCGACGAAGGCUGUGUUUUGUGCUGCGUUCUACCUUGCUGGGCUAGGACUAAGGCUAGGACCGCGAGAGAGAAGGCCUGGGAACGAGGCUAAUAUCCGUUUAUUCCUCUGCCCCUCUCUCCCUGUGUAUAUAGGGCCACUCUCAGUCACUCAAGACCUUUUUACUGUGGGUCCUCCUCUCCCUGUACCAGAGUGGAGUCAUCAUGCUUUUCCUCGUGUUUGAGGGUAAGUUUGUCCACGUGGUGGUCAUCACCCUUACCGAUCCCCCAUCCUACAUGAGCUCCUCCUGGUGGCCCUCACCAUCCGCUCCUGGCACGGCCUCAUGCUCCUCGCCGAGCUACUCUC